AUGUCGCUCGCCUGUAGCACCCUUUCGGUACCAGAAUGCCAUGCCACCCGAAGAAAGCAAGAGGGUGGGAUACUGGCCAGGUUGCCCAAACCUAGACGGAGGAAGUCAAGAGGCAGAGGUCGGGCUCGAACCACGGACCUUCCGGAAACUACUCACAAGGUUGCUGAAAACUCUUCGACAACCCAUGACCGGUUUCGUCCUUCCACUUCGGGCUCAUCAGAUAGGCGAAGUCCCCGAGUUUUCGUCAACCUUAUGUUCU
Opisthorchis viverrini is the source of this 259-nucleotide messenger RNA. RefSeq lists its product as hypothetical. The record is from RefSeq and is a predicted model, not a curated record. NCBI's taxonomy places the organism in Eukaryota, Metazoa, Platyhelminthes, Trematoda, Opisthorchiida, Opisthorchiidae. The annotation marks the transcript as partial. The transcript has 2 exons.